Messenger RNA from Pseudopodoces humilis (Tibetan ground-tit), 864 nucleotides. RefSeq names its product forkhead box L1 (gene FOXL1). Lineage: Eukaryota; Metazoa; Chordata; Aves; Passeriformes; Paridae. Gene Ontology annotation, molecular function: RNA polymerase II cis-regulatory region sequence-specific DNA binding; DNA-binding transcription factor activity, RNA polymerase II-specific. Gene Ontology annotation, biological process: cell differentiation; regulation of transcription by RNA polymerase II; anatomical structure morphogenesis. The record is from RefSeq and is a predicted model, not a curated record.
AUGAGCCACAUCUACGGCAGCCACCUCUCCCCGCUGGGCAGCCCGUCCAUGGUUUACCUGCCGGCAGCGCUCGGCUUCGCCCCCGGGGGGGCGAUAUCCCGGCAGGACCCUCCCCAGAAACCCCCCUACAGCUACAUCGCCCUCAUCGCCAUGGCCAUCAAAGAGGCUCCGGAGCAGAAGGUGACCCUCAGCGGUAUCUACCAGUUCAUCAUGGACCGCUUCCCCUUCUACCACGACAACAAGCAGGGCUGGCAGAACAGCAUCCGCCACAACCUCUCGCUCAACGACUGCUUCGUCAAGGUGCCCCGCGAGAAGGGGCGGCCGGGCAAGGGCAGCUACUGGACCCUGGACCCGCGGUGCCUGGACAUGUUCGAGAACGGCAACUACCGCCGCAGGAAGAGGAAGCCCAAAGCCGCGGCCCCUCCGGACGCCAAGGCUGGCGAGCAGCCGGGGCCGCCCGCUCGCCCCGUCGAGCCCAAGCGGGCCAAGGGCGGCGCGGCCGCAGCGCCGGGGGACGCGGCGCUCCCGCGGCCGGGCAGGGGGGGGACAGCGGCUUCCCCCGGGGGCCCGGCCCCGCUCCCCGCUGCUGCGGCCCCGCCGCACAAGAGCGGCCCCCGGGGCCGCAGCUUCAGCAUCGAGAGCAUCCUGGCGCGGGGGCUGCGGCCGCCGCCCCCCGGGGCAGCCCCCAAGGCGGCCCGGGACAGCCCCGCCGGCUCCCUGGUGGCCAGCGGCGGCUUCGGGCCGGCCCUCAACGCCUCGCUCAUGCUCGACUCCCAGGUGCACGGGAGGCUUUACCACAUCGGCAUCCCCUUCCUCUCCUGCUUCCCUCUGCACUUCUCCGAGGCGGUGUUUAAUUUCCAGUAG